CCGGCACGCGUAUCUUCACCCCACAAAGCCUUUGGAGCAUAUUCUAUGUCUUGCCCUGACGGCCAACUAUCAAGCGCCUGUCGCCCGUGACUGGUGCUUGCACAGUUAUGACCAAGUCCUCGUCGUCGCGGCAGGGCGACUCGUCGUCGCGGCAGGGCGACUCGUCGUCGCGGCAGGGCGACUCGUCGUCGCGGCAGGGCGACUCGUCGUCGCGGCAGGGCGACUCGUCGUCGCGGCAGGGCGACUCGUCGUCGCGGCAGGGCGACUCGUCGUCGCGGCAGGGCGACUCGUCGUCGCGGCAGGGCGACUCGUCGUCGCGGCAGGGCGACUCGUCGUCGCGGCAGGGCGACUCGUCGUCGCGGCAGGGCGACUCGUCGUCGCGGCAGGGCGACUCGUCGUCGCGGCAGGGCGACUCGUCGUCGCGGCAGGGCGACUCGUCGUCGCGGCAGGGCGACUCGUCGUCGCGGCAGGGCGACUCGUCGUCGCGGCAGGGCGACUCGUCGUCGCGGCAGGGCGACUCGUCGUCGCGGCAGGGCGACUCGUCGUCGCGGCAGGGCGACUCGUCGUCGCGGCAGGGCGACUCGUCGUCGCGGCAGGGCGACUCGUCGUCGCGGCAGGGCGACUCGUCGUCGCGGCAGGGCGACUCGUCGUCGCGGCAGGGCGACUCGUCGUCGCGGCAGGGCGACUCGUCGUCGCGGCAGGGCGACUCGUCGUCGCGGCAGGGCGACUCGUCGUCGCGGCAGGGCGACUCGUCGUCGCGGCAGGGCGACUCGUCGUCGCGGCAGGGCGACUCGUCGUCGCGGCAGGGCGACUCGUCGUCGCGGCAGGGCGACUCGUCGUCGCGGCAGGGCGACUCGUCGUCGCGGCAGGGCGACUCGUCGUCGCGGCAGGGCGACUCGUCGUCGCGGCAGGGCGACUCGUCGUCGCGGCAGGGCGACUCGUCGUCGCGGCAGGGCGACUCGUCGUCGCGGCAGGGCGACUCGUCGUCGCGGCAGGGCGACUCGUCGUCGCGGCAGGGCGACUCGUCGUCGCGGCAGGGCGACUCGUCGUCGCGGCAGGGCGACUCGUCGUCGCGGCAGGGCGACUCGUCGUCGCGGCAGGGCGACUCGUCGUCGCGGCAGGGCGACUCGUCGUCGCGGCAGGGCGACUCGUCGUCGCGGCAGGGCGACUCGUCGUCGCGGCAGGGCGACUCGUCGUCGCGGCAGGGCGACUCGUCGUCGCGGCAGGGCGACUCGUCGUCGCGGCAGGGCGACUCGUCGUCGCGGCAGGGCGACUCGUCGUCGCGGCAGGGCGACUCGUCGUCGCGGCAGGGCGACUCGUCGUCGCGGCAGGGCGACUCGUCGUCGCGGCAGGGCGACUCGUCGUCGCGGCAGGGCGACUCGUCGUCGCGGCAGGGCGACUCGUCGUCGCGGCAGGGCGACUCGUCGUCGCGGCAGGGCGACUCGUCGUCGCGGCAGGGCGACUCGUCGUCGCGGCAGGGCGACUCGUCGUCGCGGCAGGGCGACUCGUCGUCGCGGCAGGGCGACUCGUCGUCGCGGCAGGGCGACUCGUCGUCGCGGCAGGGCGACUCGUCGUCGCGGCAGGGCGACUCGUCGUCGCGGCAGGGCGACUCGUCGUCGCGGCAGGGCGACUCGUCGUCGCGGCAGGGCGACUCGUCGUCGCGGCAGGGCGACUCGUCGUCGCGGCAGGGCGACUCGUCGUCGCGGCAGGGCGACUCGUCGUCGCGGCAGGGCGACUCGUCGUCGCGGCAGGGCGACUCGUCGUCGCGGCAGGGCGACUCGUCGUCGCGGCAGGGCGACUCGUCGUCGCGGCAGGGCGACUCGUCGUCGCGGCAGGGCGACUCGUCGUCGCGGCAGGGCGACUCGUCGUCGCGGCAGGGCGACUCGUCGUCGCGGCAGGGCGACUCGUCGUCGCGGCAGGGCGACUCGUCGUCGCGGCAGGGCGACUCGUCGUCGCGGCAGGGCGACUCGUCGUCGCGGCAGGGCGACUCGUCGUCGCGGCAGGGCGACUCGUCGUCGCGGCAGGGCGACUCGUCGUCGCGGCAGGGCGACUCGUCGUCGCGGCAGGGCGACUCGUCGUCGCGGCAGGGCGACUCGUCGUCGCGGCAGGGCGACUCGUCGUCGCGGCAGGGCGACUCGUCGUCGCGGCAGGGCGACCCGUCGUCGCGGCAGGGCGACCCGUCGUCGCGGCAGGGCGACCCGUCGUCGCGGCAGGGCGACUCGUCGUCGCGGCAGGGCGACCCGUCGUCGCGGCAGGGCGACCCGUCGUCGCGGCAGGGCGACCCGUCGUCGCGGCAGGGCGACUCGUCGUCGCGGCAGGGCGACUCGUCGUCGCGGCAGGGCGACCCGUCGUCGCGGCAGGGCGACUCGUCGUCGCGGCAGGGCGACCCGUCGUCGCGGCAGGGCGACUCGUCGUCGCGGCAGGGCGACUCGUCGUCGCGGCAGGGCGACUCGUCGUCGCGGCAGGGCGACUCGUCGCGGCAGGGCGACUCGUCGUCGCGGCAGGGCGACUCGUCGUCGCGGCAGGGCGACUCGUCGCGGCAGGGCGACUCGUCGCGGCAGGGCGACUCAUCGGGGGCGGAGCAGACGUCGGGAAUGUCCUCGACACCUACAGAGGUUACAGAGGAGUCUGGCCAUUGA
This is a messenger RNA of Procambarus clarkii (red swamp crayfish), 2639 nucleotides long. NCBI's taxonomy places the organism in Eukaryota, Metazoa, Arthropoda, Malacostraca, Decapoda, Cambaridae. The record is from RefSeq and is a predicted model, not a curated record.